AUGUCGCUGUGGUUCAGCAUUUCUUUAGCUGCUUUAGCACUGCUUUUUUUGAAGUUUGUAGCCACGACAGUGUACAGACUGACGCUUCACCCGUUGGCGAAGAUUCCCGGUCCCAAACUCGCGGCUGCAACAUGGUGGUAUGAACGAUAUUUUGAUCUCUACCUCGGAGCACAAUUCUUUAAGCAGAUUGGAAAAUUGCAUGAGCAAUAUGGACCGAUUGUUAGGAUUAAUCCAAAUGAGGUUCACGUUAAUGACCCCGACCUCAUCGAUACCGUGUAUCCAGGUGGAUAUAAAAAAGUGAAUAAAGAUCCCUACUUGAUGAGUCAAUUCGGAAUGCUACAUAAUACGUCUUUUCUAUCCAUCGAUCAUGACGAACAUCGCCUUCGUCGCAAUGCGCUCAAUCGGUACUUCUCCAAAGCAGCGGUAGCGAAGCUCGAGGACUAUAUCAAACAGACUUGCGAGAGAUUCGCCGACAAGCUUCUAGAAUACCGUAACACCGGCCCGCUCACAAUCUCAGCGGCAUAUUCCAGCUUCACUACCGAUGUCAUCGCAGAGUACUGCUUCGGAAGAACGUUCAACUUUCUGGGGCGCGAUCGCUUCUUGCCGAAUCUGCAAGCCGCGAAUGACGCGAUGGGUGCUAUGAUCCCUGUUUUGAGAUUGUUCCCAUGGCUUCAUACAGUUAUGAGAUGGAUACCACAGGAACGAAUGCUCAAGAUGAAUCCCGGCAUGGCCGAUUGGAUUGGGAUGGAAAACAUUUGCAAAAAGUCUGUUCAAGAUGCAAGGGCACGUUUGAAUGAUGAAAAGAUAUCGAAGGGAUACUACAACGUCAUCGAUGAACUGCUACGGUCAAACCUUCCUGAGCAAGAGAAGACAGAUGAGCGACUACUUCUCGAAGCUACAGUUCUUGUGAACGCUGCGACCGAGACAACAGCAUGGGCAUUGUCGCUUUGUACUUUCUAUAUCUACCAUAACCGCGAGAUCAUGAGAAAGAUGAGGUCGGAGCUCCUGGCCGUAGCCCCAGACAGAAAUGUGCCACCACUGGCAAAGCUCGAAGCGCUUCCAUAUCUCAGCGCAGUAAUAAUGGAAACACUGCGACACCAAUUCGGCCCUGUUAGCCGUUUACCACGGAUAUUCCCUGUUGAAGCCACCCAUCUCCAUUCAACUUACAAAGGCAAGCCCGUUGACUAUGUUAUACCACCAGGCUACGUCUUAUCUAUGACAUCCAUUUACAUUCAUAUGAAUCCAGACUUAUUUCCGAAUCCACAUGCGUUCCUUCCGGAACGGUGGCUUGAUGGGCAAGGGCAGAGGAAUCGGGAGAAGGAAAAGUAUUUACUGACAUUUUCAAAAGGAACCCGAAUAUGCCUGGGGAUGAAUUUGGCUUACGCUGAACUCUACUUGUGCCUUGCUGCUGUCAUUCUGAGAGUAGGCGAGAACAUUGAGCUGUUCGAAACGACAAUAAAAGAUGUCACUCCUGAAUACGACGCGUUUGCUAUGAGGCCCUACAAAGAAAGUAAGGGUAUUCGGGUCAUCAUAACUUGAUAGUGAGUGAAUGCGAGAGGAGAAAGAUAGAGACAAUGAUAAGAAAUGGGGAGAGAGAGCACUCUAGCUGGGGAUGUCAUUCUUGUGUAAAUCAUCAACAUCAAUAUGCGGACAUAGUUUUACACUGUGGUAAUUACUUUGUAAAUGUAAGCGAUUCG
Verruconis gallopava is the source of this 1697-nucleotide messenger RNA. RefSeq lists its product as uncharacterized. Gene Ontology annotation, molecular function: iron ion binding; oxidoreductase activity, acting on paired donors, with incorporation or reduction of molecular oxygen; monooxygenase activity. The transcript has 6 exons. Bases 1 to 1539 code for a protein of 512 amino acids. NCBI's taxonomy places the organism in Eukaryota, Fungi, Ascomycota, Dothideomycetes, Venturiales, Sympoventuriaceae. The record is from RefSeq and is a predicted model, not a curated record.